Messenger RNA from Callorhinus ursinus (northern fur seal), 1877 nucleotides. It is a transcript of the gene IGBP1, whose product is annotated as immunoglobulin binding protein 1. Gene Ontology annotation, molecular function: protein phosphatase 2A binding. Lineage: Eukaryota; Metazoa; Chordata; Mammalia; Carnivora; Otariidae. Gene Ontology annotation, cellular component: cytosol. Gene Ontology annotation, biological process: regulation of signal transduction; regulation of dephosphorylation. The record is from RefSeq and is a predicted model, not a curated record.
GCAGAGGACCGAACCCGGGGAGCGGCGUGGCGGCUGGGAGCCUCUGGCGGCCCCGGCCCCUCAACCGAGGGAGCGCCUCGCGAGGUAAGGCGCGCGCCUGGCCGGCUCCCUCGGCAUGCCCGCGCCCGCUCCGAAUUCAACCUCGUCCCGCCGGGGGCUAAGCUCAGAGCCCACGGAACUUCCCAGCCCGGGGUCGGCGACGAGGAUCGACCCGUAAAACAGCACGCAGGGCCGGCUUGCUUGCUCGCUUGCUUGAUUGCAGCAGAUGCCUACUACUUGCGACAGGCAGCAGCCUGCAAAGCUUGAGUCUAUGGAAACGGUUGCCAGAGUCGGCGACCAGCGGCUUCCGCAAGUCCUUUGUCGCUUUGAUAACUAUGGAGCGACGGGACCAAUACGGCGCUCCUUCCGGUUUCGUUCCCGCUCGCCGCGUUCUUCUUUACCAAGUUUGCCUUUGACCCCGGAAGUGAGGUCUUCCGCGUUCCUCCCUCCCGCAAGAUGGCAACAGCCGAAGACGAGUUACUGCUACCGCGGCUCCCCGAGCUGUUCGAAACCAGCAAACAGCUUCUAGACGAAGUGGAAGUAGCGACUGAACCCACCGGUUCCCGAGUGAUCCAGGAAAAGGUGGUCAAGGGACUAGACCUCCUUAAGAAGGCUGCCGAAAUGUUAUCGCAGCUCGACUUGUUCAGCCGAAAUGAAGAUUUGGAAGAGAUUGCUUCCACCGACCUGAAGUACCUGAUGGUGCCAGCAUUUCAAGGAGCACUCACCAUGAAACAAGUCAACCCCAGCAAGCGUCUAGAUCAUUUGCAGUGGGCUCGAGAACACUUUUUAAACUACUUAAUUCAGUGCCGGUACUAUCAUGUGGCAGAGUUUGAGCUGCCCAAAACCAAGAACAACUCAACUGAUAAUAACACUGCUAGUUCCUCCAUGGCCUAUCCUAGCCUUGCUGAUAUGGCAUCUCAAAGACAAGCUAAAAUAGAGAGAUACAAGCAGAAGAAGGAAUUGGAGCAUAGGUUGUCCGCACUGAAAUCUGCUGUGGAAAGUGGUCAAGCAGACGAUGAGCAUGUUCGUGAAUAUUACCUCCUUCACCUUCGAAGGUGGAUUGGUAUCAGCUUGGAAGAGAUUGAGAGCAUUGACCAGGAGAUGAAGAUCCUGAGAGAAAAAGACUCCUCAGCAGAGGCAUCAACUUCUCAUUCACCUCGUCAGGACAGGCCUCCAAUGAAACCCUUUGUUCUCACUCGGAAUGCGGCCCAAGCCAAAGUAUUUGGAGCUGGUUAUCCAAGUCUGGCAUCUAUGACGGUGAAUGACUGGUAUGAUCAGCAUCGGAAAUUUGGAGCAUUACCAGAUCAGGGCAUAGCCAAGACACCACCAGAGCUCAAAAGAAGUGUUCAGCACCAGGAGGAUGAGGAACACAAGGAGGAGGUUGAGGAUGAUGAGCAGACACUCCGCAGAGCUCGGGAGUGGGAUGACUGGAAGGACACCCAUCCUAGGGGCUAUGGCAACCGACAGAACAUGGGCUAGUCCUCCCACCACAAGACAGGACUACAGGGGUCACAUCUCCCCUGCCAAGGAAAGCGGCGCCGUCUUCCCCUCCCUGAGCUCCUGCUUCAGCUGCAUACAACGAAGGCAAAGAUGCUCAGUCUUGCUUUGCAAAGUUCAAUAAAGUGUCAACCAAUAGGCGUGUAUUUGUAACCCUAGGUGACGAGCCAGCAAUCUUGUUUUGGCAUUCUCCUCCUCCUCGUGGUGUAUUCCAGCUCCUUAAGUGGAGAGAAAAGAGUACUGAGAAGUGGCUCUGUAUAAUCAGUGGCUGUAUGAAUUCUCUUAAAAAAAAAUGAUAGUAAUAAUAAAAGUCCAUUCUGUUACAUGAGCCUGUGCAGAAA